CAUUUCCGAAAUAAACGCACACCCUUUGUGACAUUACUUUACGUAAGCAAUGACAGGUCAGGAUGCCUUUAUGCGAAAUGGGAUUGUUCUGUAAAAGAUACAACUCUUUUUUUUUUUCUUCCGUUCAAUUGCUUGGUGGAAUCAUUGGAAGCAGAUAAAAGGAGGAAUAUGUCGGUUGAUAAUUUCAAAACAAACAUCUAUGAAUAUCUUGAGACAUUACCGACAUUCACUUUUAUGCGGUUAUUUGAAAAACCUUCCACAUGUCUCGCCAUCUUUAGACUAUUACCAAGUUUAGGAAGGCAGUUUGUCAUGUCUCUAUUACAUGUUGAACAACCUAUCACCGUGUCCGAUCUACAUUCUUGGGUCAACAGAGAUGGACAAAAAAAGUUGGAAGAAUCCGUAAUGAAACUGUCUCGUCUACGAAUUCUAGAAGAGAAGGAUCAAGUACUCAUAUUAAACAGCACUUUCAGAAGAGAAUUUCAGAACGCAUUGACAGGAGGUGGCUCACAACAAUCAUUUGGCCUUCCAUUCUCAACGCCAGAUAAACAUGCUGUUGAUAUACCCUAUUUAGACCAAUAUGCAACAACACAAUGGGAAGCUAUUCUACAUUACAUGGUCGGUACAUCGCUGACGAAAAAGCCUAGUCGAGGUGUUUUGAAUUUGUUAGAAAGAAGCAGGCUGAUGCAAAACAGUCCGGAAACAGGACAAUUGCAGAUUACAAACAAGGGCUUUCAGUUUUUACUACAAGAUGUGAAUACACAAGUUUGGGCAUUUCUACUGCAAUAUCUGGAAAUGGCAGAGGUAUUGCAAAUGGAUUUGGUCGAAGUGCUGAAUUUCCUAUUUCAGCUGGGAUCAUUAGAACUGGGAGAGAGCUAUUCAGUAGAGACACUCACUCAAACUCAAAUACAAAUGCUGGAAGAUUUACGUGAUUAUGGCAUUGUAUAUCAGCGGAAAAAAACAUCAAAACGAUACUAUCCAACGCGUCUUGCUACAACUCUCACUUCUGGAAAUGCAGCGUUAACAAGCACGACAGUAAAGACAGGAUCUUCCAUUACAACUAAUUCCGCCACUGCCGCCGCCGCCAAUGAAUCUUCAGCAUCAGCUAUUGCAGAUGCAGAACAGAUAGAUCAAGGUUUUGUCAUUUUAGAAACAAAUUACAAGCUUUACGCGUAUACAGAUUCUCCACUCCAAAUUGCCGUUUUGAAUCUGUUUGUACAACUCCAAUCUCGGUUCAGAAAUAUGGUCACAGGUGUCAUCACAAGAGACAGUAUACGAAAUGCGUUAAUGAAAGGCAUCACGGCAGAACAGAUUAUCUAUUACAUGCAAUCCCAUGCACACGCACAAAUGAGAAAAAAGAUACCCGUUUUACCAUUGACAGUCAUAGAUCAAAUCAGACUAUGGGAAAUGGAACGAAACAGAUUAAAGCCUACAGCAUCUUAUUUAUAUCACGAGUUUAAUGUUCAAGCGGAUUUCGAUGCUGCUGAAAAGUAUGCAAAAGAUUUGGGUGUUUUGUUAUGGUCAAACUCUCAAAAACGUACCAUGAUCUUAUCAGAAAGUGGCCAUGAUAGUGUAAAAAGCUUUGUCAAGAGAAGAUUACAGAGAAGCAACUAAUGUUCACCAUAGUAGUUCUUGUAUAUUAUGCUUUCACAUAUAUAACUGUGACGAAUGAAAAAAAAAAAAAAAAAAAAAAAAAAAAAAAA
Mycotypha africana is the source of this 1700-nucleotide messenger RNA. Its product is annotated as RNA polymerase II transcription factor B subunit 2. Gene Ontology annotation, cellular component: transcription factor TFIIH holo complex; transcription factor TFIIH core complex. Bases 169 to 1611 code for a protein of 480 amino acids. The transcript has 11 exons. Gene Ontology annotation, biological process: nucleotide-excision repair. NCBI's taxonomy places the organism in Eukaryota, Fungi, Mucoromycota, Mucoromycetes, Mucorales, Mycotyphaceae. The record is from RefSeq and is a predicted model, not a curated record. Gene Ontology annotation, molecular function: double-stranded DNA binding; ATPase activator activity.